UUUGACUUUUUCUUUCGAAGUUUCAUUUGCGUGUUGUGUUACUUUUGGUAACCUGAGCGUUCAGUUAAAAUUACUUUUAACAUCAGAAUUUGUGACCUUUAAUUAGUUUAAAGGCCAGAUUUGUCAUAUUUGAUUUAUGGUACUUUUCAUCAUUAUUUUAAUAUUCCGUCCUAGCCUUUUUGUAAAACAACAGUCGGAAUCAUUUUUCAUUUUGGAUGCUCAAGGUUUGAACAUCAGCUGCAACACAAGAUGCUGGGUGUCAAUGAACUCCUUGGGAUUGUUCUGGUAAACUAAGCAAAGCACCCUUCAUUCUUUUGGAAAGCAUGAACUGUCUGAGGUUGCACACACCCUUAUACCAGCCGUUAUUGUUACCUGUGGAAUACGGAAAGGUCAAUAAAGUGCAUGAUACCAACCCCUCUUAUUUAGCAAUGCCAACGGUUUCCCAGAAUAAGUUCAUUUUGCACCAUUGUCCCUACGAGCUUUAGCAUUACAACUUCGGACUGCGUUUCUAAAUUAUUGUUUUGAAGAAUCAGACUAUUAAUUGCUCGUUUGAAUAAAUCGAGCAAAAAAGGGCACGAAGUACUAGUUCUUGGAAGUGCUUGCAAUUCUUCAAAGGUGGGCUUAAUUCUUAGAAGGCGUUACAGGUAUAUAGAGAGUUAUCCAUCCCACUGUUUUCACAGUAUACACGUCAACAGCCGAAGAUGAAGAAAAUCGGAACUGUAUUAGUUAUUGCCUUUUUGGUAAUCAAAACCACAGCAUUUCCAUUUUGGUUCAAUCGGUUUGGUGAUGAUUUUAACGAUAUCUUUGUGAGAAGCCUCGAUGAUGUUUUAACACACGAUGAAGAUUCGAUUCUCGACAUUCUCAAUCCUGCCGAACCGUUCCAAGCACCAAUGAAAAUAUUUUGGUCACCACUGGGCACUGGCUUGACUAAAAAUCACCCCAAAUUCCAGGAGCUUGACGAUUUCGAUGUUUUGAAGGAGGACAUUUCUUUUCCAACAGCCACUCCGUGCAGCAAGGGGUUAUCUCCAACAGUCCAAGAAGACCUGCCUCUUCCGUAUAUCCCGAACUACAGUGUCGUAGCUGCUCCGUUCAACACACCAGGACAUCAAAUUUUGGGCCUGUUACCGAAAAACGAACCACUCACGGCGAAUUUGCUCUGGGUAGACGACGUCAAAGUACCUGAAGCUUCCCAAUUAGUCCUAGCCUUGCCAAAGGGCCAAGUUUUGCCAGAAAAAUUUGAGCUUAUCGUUAUCAGGUUUAAAACCGAACCUCUACCCUACAACGCUCGGAUUGUGGGCUACAAUUUUCCACGGUUACGCUAUCCAGGGGGUUUCUUCAACCCAACCAAUUCCCAUCUUAUAGCAGUUCCGUACAAUCGGAAAUCUGAAUUUUCUGCUGCUUCGUACGUGUGCUUGGGCCUCCUUCAUAAUUCGCAUCCGUUAUCUUACACUCUCGCUACGCAACAAGUGCAGCCGCUCGUUCCGCCUGCCAUUCCUUCCAAGACAAAUCAGCCGUCAUUUCAAAGCACAGUUGUUCAACAGCAGAUGCCUAUGUUGUCAAUCCCUCCACUGAAAUUCCUACGACCCGCAGCUGUUGACUUUGUAACUCCGUCGUCGCCGCUGCCUCUUACUCGCACUGCCGAAAACAUUCUACUUCGCUCGCUGGAACAGUUCAUUAAAAGACAUCCGAAGACGCCACUGUUCCAACUGCCAGACAAUUUUGAACUUUCAGCUGUUCGGCCUGAAAUUUUCGUCGAUUCACGUGAAAGAAACCGUCCAAUCGGCAUAGUUCCAAAAUCUGUGCCGCUUCAAUCCAAUCUUUUACCUCUGAUGGGUCCUCCAAAUCACGACGAUAUGACGAACAUCUGGACUGAAUUUCAGGUGGUAGUUGCAAUGGACAUGAGCUCGUCGCUUCCUCCUUUCUUCCAGCCUUUUAUCUUAGUUAAAACUAUUCAAAGUGACCUGUCGGAAAACGGAGUAAAGUUGCCAGUCUUUGUCAACAUCAACGACGAAGACAACGGGAAGUCUUCCUAUCAAAUUGUUCUGGUUCGAAACCCAUACGAACCGAUUCCUGUUCAUCCUUACUUUAUUAUGUGCAUGGUUCCCAAGAUCCAGAAGGAGCUAACAUCUCCAAUGACCACCAUAAAAACUCCUAUAUCGAACGCGGAUGUUCUCGACAACCCGGCCAUCCAUCCGAGAAUGAUUGCCACCACUACGUCUAAACCGUAUGAGACAACUAAAACAUCGAUUCCCGCCGUCAAGAAGACUGAGCCAGCCCAUGAAAACGGACGUGACGAUAUUACUGCCAACGCCAGCCAAUCGAACCAGGUCGAGGGCAAGCCUCUGCCGUCGAAAAAAUCAUGGAAAUAUCGUUUUUCUUUCAUGGAACCUUCAGUCAAAGUGAUUAAGAGGGAAGAAGCUACAACUCAACGUUCCAUCUUGUCAUAUUUUGGGUACUGACCUCGUCGCGCUACUCUUUUUACUAGUUGUAACGCCUUUUAUUGCCAUUUUUGAAAGACGGAUAGUAAUAGUCUACUUUGUAUCCAUAACGCGGGCGUAAUAAUUCUUUCCUGUUAACGUUUGUAGAAGACUUGCAAUAACUGAACACGUAUUUUUUUCAUUAAGAGAUGACAAUAAAAUGUUUCAGUCGUGAGAAUACUAAG
Molecule: messenger RNA, 2662 nt
Organism: Daphnia magna
Lineage: Eukaryota; Metazoa; Arthropoda; Branchiopoda; Diplostraca; Daphniidae
Source: RefSeq, a predicted model, not a curated record